CGCCUCUCUGACGUCACCAGCGCGCGCCUGGUCGCGACCAUCCACCUGCGGCGGGUCUGCAAGCUCCAGCCCGUCCGCGUGCUGUCCGGUGGCCGCUGAUCGUCCAGGCCCGCGGGGGCCCCGGCUCUGCGGCAUGUCGAUGCUGGCCGAGCGCCGGAGGAAGCAGAAGUGGGCGGUGGACCCACAGAACACAGCCUGGAGCAAUGAUGAGUCCAAGUUUGGCCAGAGGAUGCUGGAGAAGAUGGGGUGGUCGAAAGGAAAGGGCCUGGGCGCACAGGAGCAGGGCGCCACGGAGCACAUCAGGGUCCGGGUGAAGAACAACAACCUGGGCCUGGGCGCUACCGUCAACAACGAGGACAACUGGAUUGCUCAUCAGGAUGAUUUUAACCAGCUGCUGGCCGCACUGAACUCUCAUCACAGGCAGGAAGCUGCAGAUGCCUCGGAACGCAAGGGAAAGAAAUCUUUCAGCCUUGAGGAAAAGUCCAGAAUCUCCAGAAGCCGUGUGCAUUACAUGAAGUUCACCAAAGGGAAGGACCUGUCGUCUCGGAGCACCACAGAUCUCGACUGCAUUUUUGGGAAAAGGCACAGAAAGAAGACCCCAGAGGAUGACCCCCCCACGGCCACUCCAGAUGCCUCGGGCACCACCACCAGCACCAUCAGCAUCCACGAGUACUUCGCUCAGCGCAUGGCUGCACUGAAGGGCAAAGCCCUGCCCUCAGGGGCAGGACCAGACCCCCCAGAGGCCCCCGUGGUAGGAAAAGGGGCCAAGAAAAGGAAGAAAGAGGCCAAGGACAGAUGUGUGGGCCUGACGGAGCAGCCCGAGGCCAAGGAGCAGAGCCACGAUCUCCAGGACGAGAACACCGCCGGCCCCGCCGUGGAGGCAGACAGCUGGACGCAGCCACUGGAAGACACGGACGAGGACACACAUGAGCCCCCAAAAAUCAAGAAAAGGAAAGGAAAGAAGCAGCUUCUGCAGCAGGUGCAGGCCGUGGAGGAGACACCGUCAGGCGACACAGCAGUGAAGAAGAAGAAGAAGAAAAAGAAGAAGAAAAGUUCCCUGGAAAUUCCCUAACUCCGUGCCCUGCACUUCCCUCCAGGGACAGUCCACAGGCAAGACCAGGGACAGGGCCACAGGGAGAGGGCAGGAGUUGCCAGUGUGUCCUCACUGGCCAAGCGGAGGAAACGGGGCAUUCCAGCAGACUCAGACAGGCACAUGCUGAGGGAUGCGGCGGCUCCAUGCUGUGCCUGUUCCCCUCAUACUGCCGGCGUCCUCUCUCUUGGCCUGGCCAGCAUCCACUCGUGGCCCAGGGGCUGUCCACUCGACAUGGGGGCCGUCUACUCCCUAGGCCUGGCAGGUGUCUACCUUCUCUGCCUGGCCAGCUUGGCGGGCACUCACUCUCUCAGCCCGGCCAGCACCCACUCUCGGCCCGGGGGCUGUCCACUCUCUCAACCUGGGAGCCGUCUACUCUCUCGCUGGGGGGCCAUCUACUCCCUCGGCCUGGCAGGUGUCUAUUCUCUCGGCCCGGCCGGUGUCCACUCUCAGCCCGGUACCCACUCUCUUAGCCUGGCCAUGCCUACUCUCGGCCCAACUUGUCACCGGCAGGAACCUGCUUCCUGCGGAAGGCCUUGCCCUCAUUAAAGGAUUAAGAUGCCAGCGUUUGGA
Sorex araneus (European shrew) is the source of this 1663-nucleotide messenger RNA. It is a transcript of the gene PINX1, whose product is annotated as PIN2 (TERF1) interacting telomerase inhibitor 1. Gene Ontology annotation, molecular function: telomerase inhibitor activity; nucleic acid binding. Gene Ontology annotation, cellular component: nucleolus. The record is from RefSeq and is a predicted model, not a curated record. The transcript has 7 exons. Gene Ontology annotation, biological process: regulation of ribosome biogenesis. Bases 134 to 1072 code for a protein of 312 amino acids. Lineage: Eukaryota; Metazoa; Chordata; Mammalia; Eulipotyphla; Soricidae.